AUGGCUGAAAACGCCCCAGCCGAACCUCGGGUUAAGCCCACCAAGCCCGAUGAAGUGGCUUACAAGGCCAACCUGGCCAAGGCCGAGAAAGAGCACGCUGAGGCUCAAGAGAAGUUGAACCAAAUCAAGGCCAAACUCGACAGCGCGAAGCCGAACAACCAGGACUCGCCCACUGCCAAGCGGCAACAGGAACUCCGCGCUGAGCUGUCCUCCAUCCGCCAGAAGCAGCAGGGCUUCAAGUCUUCCCGGUCCAGCACCCAGGAGAAAAUCAAUGCUCUGGAGUCAACACUGAAGGCCCGCAUUGCUGAGCAGAACAACUCCCGUGGCAAGAUGUCUUUCAAGAACGUUGACGAGAUUGACCGGGAGAUCGCCCGUCUGGAGAAGCAAGUCGACUCUGGUACUUUGCGAUUGGUCGAUGAGCGCAAGGCUCUGUCGGAUAUCUCCAAUCUCCGCAAGCAGCGCAAGGGCUUUGCCAGCUUGGAUGAGGCUCAGAAAGGCAUCAACGAGCUGAAGGGGCAGAUUGCUGAACUCCGCAAGACCCUUGAUAACCCGGAGGCGAAGGCACUCAGUGACAAGUACAACGAGAUCCAGAAGGAGCUCGAUGCGAUCAAGGCUGAGCAGGACGGCGUCUUCAAGAACCUGAAUGCCCUCCGCGACGAGCGCACGAAGCUGCGCAAUGAUCAGCAGCAGAAAUAUACCGCUAUCCGCGAGAUCAAGGAUGCCUACUACAAGGCUCGUCGCGCCUAUAAGGAGUAUGAGGAUGAGGCCUGGCGGGUGCGCCGAGAGCGUCAGAAGGCCGAGCGUGAUGCUUUCGAGCGUGAGAAGCGCAAGAAGGUCGCUGAUAAGAAACUGGAAGAGGCCUCCCAGCCCGCCUACGCUGAUGAGAUUAUUACUGCUCAGGGUCUUAUUCGUCACUUUGACCCUACGUAUGAUUUCUCUCUCCUCGGUUUGGAAGAUAAGAAGGACGAGGGAAGCAACUUCCGCGCCGGUGUUGGCCGUACUGUUGAUGACGCCGGGAUCAAGGGCAUGAAGGUGGUCCGCAAGGAUCAGGAAGAGGAUUACUUUGUUGGAUCUGGUGGUAAGAAGGGCAAGAAGGGAAAGAAGGGGGGCGCUGCUCCCAGCGCCGAGACUAGCAAGUUCAACAUGAACGUUGGUAUCAUUGAGGACUUCGCUAAGGUUAAGAUCGAUCCGCCUAUGAACCAGUCGGAUGUCCCUGCCUCUGUGGAGAAGCUGGCCGCUAAGAUCACUGAGUGGAAGAAGAACCAGGCCAGCAAGACUGAAGAGAACAUCAGGAAGGCCAAGGAAGAGAUUGACCGCCUUGAGGCAGAAGAAGCCAAAAGCUCGCAGUCUAAUGACCGAAGCACCGACGCUGCCAAGAAGCCUGCUAAGGCCAAUGGUGCUCCUACUGCUGAGGCUGAACUCGCCCAGGAGAAGGAUGCCGCUGCCGAUGCGGCCGAUGAGCUGAAGAAGGCUUCCUUGGAAGACAAUGCAUAG
Penicillium chermesinum is the source of this 1494-nucleotide messenger RNA. RefSeq names its product putative nuclear segregation protein (Bfr1) (gene bfr1). The record is from RefSeq and is a predicted model, not a curated record. Gene Ontology annotation, molecular function: mRNA binding. Bases 1 to 1494 code for a protein of 497 amino acids. NCBI's taxonomy places the organism in Eukaryota, Fungi, Ascomycota, Eurotiomycetes, Eurotiales, Aspergillaceae. Gene Ontology annotation, cellular component: nuclear outer membrane-endoplasmic reticulum membrane network; ribonucleoprotein complex; endoplasmic reticulum. The transcript has 3 exons. Gene Ontology annotation, biological process: intracellular mRNA localization.